Molecule: messenger RNA, 2001 nt
Organism: Pleurotus ostreatus (oyster mushroom)
Lineage: Eukaryota; Fungi; Basidiomycota; Agaricomycetes; Agaricales; Pleurotaceae
Exons: 2
Coding region: 1-2001 (666 amino acids)
Source: RefSeq, a predicted model, not a curated record
AUGGCUUGGCCCAUUGCUGGCCCAUCCUCAGCUCAGGAUGGUUCCCCGGCCACACAGCGUCUACAAGACCAUCAGCAACGUAACAAGCCUCGACAUCGCCAGACGAAGAAGCGCCCCCCUCGACAAUCCUCGCCGUCGUCGGGCCUUUUGACCAUACUCGCAGGCAUCGCAGCUUCCUCAGUCACAGCUGGCUGUAGUCCCACACCACCAGCCUUUCUGUGUCCGUUCCUCUCCACUAUCCAGGACAACGGCCACGACCGCCGAGACAACGUGCUUGACGAGGACAUCAGCUCUGAUCUACUCCCAAACUCGCCGACCCCCACAAAACAUCGUCGAGAGAAGCGCCGUGUUCCAGUUAGGUAUGAAAAGGGUGAUGAUGGGCGUUGGAGAAGGAUGGAUACUUUCACGCUGUAUGGGUCUACGAUAUGCUUCAAUUGCCAAGAGCCCACUAUAACCGCCUCACCCACCUCACUCCUAGACCCCAUGAAAGAUUCCACUGACCCUCCAGACGACCCGAAUAAACUCGAUAUUACCCUUCCACCAGGGUGGGGGAAGAAAAACAGCGUAAAGGACAAGACCAUCAUCGUUACUUUGCCGCUGGUCCUUGCUUUCGUGAUCUGCUUUCUUAUCAUUGGCUGUCUCUUUUGGCGCAAAAGCAGAGCUAAAAAAUACAGGGAGCACGACAUAGAGAUGAAAGCUUUGCAGCUGCGUCGCAACGACGAGGACAACGAGUCGAUCGUCAUUCAAGCAGCUCGCACCAAACAGAGGCUUUGGGCCAGAGCAACGGCGAGAUGGAAGGCCAAUGCUCGCUAUACAGCUAGGCAACGCCGGGGCAAACGCUCCGUUGCCUCUCGCGGCUCUGCAUCUUACAGUUCUGCAGUGUCACUCCCUAACGCAAUCAACGAUAACCAAUCCACCAAUCGCAACGCUUCUACUUCCUCGAGGUCACCAUCUCGACGAACUUCUAUAUCUAACACAACAGGUCCUCAGUAUACCACAGAGAAUGCAGAGACACCAAUAUCCAUCUCUGUCAGUCCCCCGAGUCCCGCACCUGCCUCCCCUCCUGCCUACCACCAGCCUCUUCGUCAACUCUCUGUCGAUAACUUGAGUUCCGCCGAGGCUCUAUCACGGAAGCAGUCGUUUGAGGUUGCAGCUUCCCCCCCACAUCCUCCGGACUCGGUCGCUGAUGAUACCCUUGGCGAGUCAGUAGUGGGAGACUCAUCGCUGCGCUAUAUCACUAUCAACUCCGCGCACGUGGCCACGGACGAUAAAGCCCUUCUAGCCCGCCUUGGGGAAUUAGCUAGCGAACCUCCCGUUGAGCCCACGGACUCCGUUGCAGCUUCGGCCUUGGAGGUAUCAGCCCCAGUUUGGCAGGAUGAACAGUUGGAAGACUUCGCCACCAUAUCUGACCGAAGCCGCCCUGAGUCGCUCGGCGGCACACACCACGGCUCUAGUUCAUUUUCGUCCUCAUACCACUCCUCCGGUUUUCCUCUACCUCCCCCCGCCGUCUCGCUCAAGGGCAAAGAAGCCGAUCUGUCUUAUUAUGAGUAUGAGUACUCAUAUGACGAUAUAGCCGAUGUCGAGCCAGAAAUAGGGCCCAGUGCACCACCAUUUGACGAGUUCCCAGCUCCCAGUGCGCCGCCGCUCGACGACAGCUUCUUUGGAGAACCUGCCGGCCCGUCUGCCCCACCAUUCCCUGCAGAUGAGGACGAUCACGCAGUUGAACAGCAUUACGAUAGGUCUAUGCUUUCUGAUUCGACGGAUGAUGCUUUGGAAUACGUCGAUGAAGAGGAGCUUCUCGUCGCGGCCCAGUCGUUUGGUACUACUCUCACGCCUAGCCAAGACCUGGCGACAACAGCAUCGAACGAACCCCAACCAUCUCCGCCAUCUCCGUUGAACCACUCAACAUCCGACUACCCUCGCCACAGAGUAUCGCUUAUUGAAUCAGCCCAAGAUUCGGUAGCGAAUGACUGCAUACCACUGCCUAGGUAUCAACCAUAG